Molecule: messenger RNA, 761 nt
Organism: Dentiscutata heterogama
Lineage: Eukaryota; Fungi; Glomeromycota; Glomeromycetes; Diversisporales; Gigasporaceae
Source: the annotation of a GenBank genome assembly
GUUUGAGGAAAAGAAUGUAUUUAAAGAAUAACUCUGUGAAGGAUAAGGAAGAGUUACUGGAUAAUUUUUUUGAAGAUUCUGAUCAAUCUGAAUCCUCAAUAUUAAAACAAUAUGAAUCUUCAGUAUCAUAUAAAACUGAAUCGCUAUCACCAAAUCAAGUUGAAUCUUUGUCAAAUCAAAUUGAAUCUUCAUUGUCAAAUCAAAUUGAAUCUUCAUUAGAUCAAACUGAAUUGUCAUUGUCAAAUCAAAAUGAAUUACCAUCACAAAAUCAAACGUCAAAUCAAAUUGAGUCAUCGCCUAAAUACAUUAAGCCUUUAUCGAGUCAAGUUGGACCUUUACAACCAACUAGUCUUAAUGAUAAUAAUCUACCGGAUAUUCAAUCACAUCACCAACUUUCUCGUAAAUAUGCAAAUGAAUCACUUGCCAACUAUCGGGAUCGAAUGAAAAAUCAGAUGCUAAAUAAAAAUAAGCAUCAACUUGAAUAUGCUAUUAAUGAUUAUGUCUGCAUUGCAAUUUCAAAAAUAGAUCUACACAAUUUUCCUAAAAAUGGCAAUGAUAUUGGUAUGGGAUGUAUUACAUCUAAAUUAAGUGAAAAAGCUGAUUCUAUCAAAUCACGAAACUCACAAAUGGAAUUUCAAUACAUUGAUGGUAGAAGAUAUCCUAAUGCACAAAGUAUUGUAUAUCCUCUACCAAAUGAAGAAGAAUCAGAUAGAUUACACUUACAACUUACAACAUUUUUUGGCAAGAUAUAUUUGGAAUAG